This is a messenger RNA of Prunus armeniaca (apricot), 3585 nucleotides long. The record is from the annotation of a GenBank genome assembly. Lineage: Eukaryota; Viridiplantae; Streptophyta; Magnoliopsida; Rosales; Rosaceae.
AUGUCUGAGAUUGUGGUUGCAGAGCCUAUCUAUGAAGAUGACCCACCAGAGCCGGAAAGACCCAUUACAAGGUCCAUUACCAUGGGCACUGGAAGUGAACACAAUCAUGUUCCUGAGCCAUUUGAGAGCGAAAGAUUGCCUGCCUCUUUGGCUUCUGAAAUCCAGAGGUUUCUUCGUGUUGCAAAUUUGAUCGAAAGCGACGAGCCUCGUAUUGCUUACCUGUGGGUGAGCUUGUUUCUGAUAAAGUUGGAGUCACAGGGAGAAGUGAUAGACGCACGUAGAAUUGGUUCUGUGUUGUUUGAAGUUCUAAAGACAGUUUCAAAUACAACCGGUCCUCAGGCGCUUGCUAAUAGAGGUGGCGUCCAGACAAAAUCUAAUGAUCUCUUUGUGCCAUAUAAUAUUCUACCACUUGACCCUGGAGAUAGUCGGCAAGCAAUCAUGCAACUACCUGAGAUUAAAGCUGCAGUAGCAGCUAUUCGCAAUAUUCGUGGUAUACCUUCGGCCAAUGAUUUUCAAAGACAUGGGGACUUUAUUGAUUUGUUUGAUUUUCUUCAGUACUGCUUUGGAUUUCAGGAGGGAAAUGUAGCCAAUCAGAGGGAACAUCUACUUCUACUCCUUGCUAACAUUCACAUAAGGAAAACCCAUAAGCAGACAUCAGUCUUAAAGUUAGGAGAUGGUUCAGUGGAUGAGUUAUUACGGAAAUUUUUUAAAAAUUAUACAAACUGGUGCAAAUUUUUGGGUAGGAAAAGCAACAUCUGGUUGCCUUAUGUGAAACAAGAAGCCCAACAGUAUAAACUUUUGUAUCUAGGGCUUUACCUUCUUAUAUGGGGGGAGGCUGCAAAUUUGCGAUUCAUGCCAGAGUGUCUGUGUUAUAUAUUUCACCAUAUGGCAUAUGAAUUACAUGGUAUGCUAACUGGCGCUGUUAGCUUGACAACAUGGGAGAAAGUCAUGCCAGCAUAUGGAGGCCAGUCUGAGUCUUUCCUUAACAAUGUGGUUACCCCUAUAUACACGGUUAUAAAAGAGGAAGCCAAGAAUAGCAAAAGUGGGACAGCUGACCAUUCCACAUGGAGAAACUAUGAUGAUCUGAAUGAGUAUUUUUGGUCUCCUGAUUGUUUCCAAAUAGGUUGGCCCAUGCGUCUAGACCAUGAUUUUUUCUGCAUACCGUCUUCAAAGAAACCUUCAAAGAAACCCAAGGCUAAGAAGGCUUCAGCAUCCACUGGUUCUGUAGAAGAAAGAAGGAAGGAAGAUGGGGAGGAAGAUGAAGUAGGGGCAACUAAAGAAGAAGAUCGUGAACCAAAAUGGUUAGGGAAAACAAAUUUUGUAGAAGCAUUGAUCAUUAUGGCAUGCCAUGAAUUGGAAUCUCCACUUCAACUGUUUGACAAGGUUAUAUUUGAGGACGUCAUGAGUGUAUUCAUUACAUCUGCAUUUCUUAAACUCAUACGAGUUGAGAUGGUGUUAUUUUUGGUUCCUUCUAUUCGCAAAUACAUCGAGAUCUCAAAUCACCGGAUAUGCACCAUUUUGUCCUGGUGGACACAGCCUGGGUUAUAUAUUGGGCGUGGGAUGCAAGAAAGCCAACUUUCAGUGUUGAAGUAUACAUUGUUUUGGGUACUUGUACUACUGAGCAAAUUUUCUUUCAGCUACUACUUUGAGAUAAAACCACUCAUAGAACCAACAAAACAGAUCAUGAAAAUUGGAGGGAAAAAAUAUGAGUGGCAUGAGGUUUUUCCAAAAGUUCAGAGUAAUGCUGGUGCAAUUGUUGCUGUAUGGGCUCCAAUAAUAGUUGUGUAUUUUAUGGACACUCAGAUAUGGUAUUCUGUUUUCUGCACAAUCUUUGGUGGAGUCUAUGGCAUAUUGCAUCACCUUGGUGAGAUUCGGACUUUGGGAAUGUUGAGAAGUCGGUUUCACAGUUUGCCUUCUGCAUUCAAUAUUUCCCUUAUCCCAGCCUCAUCAAGAAAUGAUCAAAAGAGAAAAACAGGCUUCUUUCACAGUAAAUUCAUAAAGGUGUCAAAGACUGAAAAAAAUGGUGUUGCCAAGUUUGUAUUAGUGUGGAACCAAAUUAUCAAUAAUUUCCGAAUGGAGGACUUGAUAAACAACAGGGAGUUGGAUUUGAUGACAAUGCCUAUGUCAUCAGAAUUAUUUUCUGGCAUAGUCCGUUGGCCUGUUUUCCUUCUUGCGAAUAAGUUUUCAACAGCAUUGAGUAUUGCAAAGGAUUUCGUGGGGAAGGAUGAGAUUCUUGUCAGAAAAAUUAAAAAAGAUGAGUACAUGUACUGUGCUGUGAAGGAGUGCUACGAAUCAUUGAAGUACAUCCUUGAAAUCCUCGUUGUUGGUGAUCUUGAAAAAAAGAUUGUAUCUGCCAUGUUUACUGAAAUUGAAGAAAGCAUCGAAAGAUCAACUCUUCUUCAGGAUUUUAGGAUGAUUGAACUUCCACUUCUUCUAGCCAAAUGUAUUGAGUUAAUGGAACUUCUGGUUGAGGGAAAUGAAGACCAUCAUGUUAAAGUUGUCAAAAUUCUCCAAGAUAUAUUUGAGCUUGUAACCAAUGAUAUGAUGGCUAGUGGCUUCAGGAUAUUGGAGUUGCUAUACUCAUAUCAACAGAUCGACAUGGACUUUGUUGAUUUUAAUAGAAGCAUUGAACCAGAACUAUUUGGGUCUGCUGAUAGCAAGAGUUCCAUCCAUUUCCCUUUGCCAGACAGUGCUGCUUUGAAUGAGCAGAUCAAGCGUUUUCAUCUAUUGCUUACUGUCAAAGAUACAGCAAUGGACGUUCCAACGAACUUAGAGGCUCGGAGACGCAUAUCAUUUUUCGCCACUUCUCUCUUUAUGAAUAUGCCCAGUGCACCCAAAGUGUGCAAUAUGCUGCCAUUCUGUGUUAUGACACCACACUACAUGGAGGAUAUUAAUUUUUCAAUGAAGGAGCUUCAUUCAAGCCAACGAGAGGUCUCCAUCAUCUUUUACAUGCAGAAAAUAUUUCCAGAUGAGUGGAAAAACUUUUUGGAGCGCAUGGGUUGUGAAAACUUGGAUGGAUUGAAAGAUAAAGGCAAGGAGGAAGAUCUUAGAAAUUGGGCUUCUUACCGGGGCCAAACGCUAAGCAGAACAGUUAGAGGAAUGAUGUACUAUAGAGAAGCCUUAAAAUUACAAGCAUUCCUUGAUGUGGCUGAAGAUGAAGAUAUUCUUGAAGGUUAUGAUGCUGUUGAAAGUAGAAAUCGUGUGUUAUCUGCUCAGCUAGAUGCAAUAGCAGACAUGAAAUUUACAUAUGUACUUUCUUGUCAAUUGUUUGGAUCACAAAAAGCUUCUGGAGAUCCACAUGCACAAGACAUUAUUGACUUGAUGAUAAGAUACCCAUCUCUGCGUGUUGCUUACAUUGAGGAGAAAGAAGAGAUGGUGGAAAACAAGCCUCGCAAAGUUUAUUCUUCUGUAUUGGUUAAAGCUGUCAAUGGUUUUGAUCAGGAAAUAUAUCGCAUAAAGCUUCCCGGUCCACCAACUAUUGGAGAAGGGAAGCCCGAAAACCAGAAUCAUGGAAUAAUCUUCACUCGUGGUGAAGCUCUCCAAACCAUUGAUAUGAAUCAAGUAGGCUACUUGUCCAGUAUCUAA